AUGAAGCUCUCCCUCCUCCCCCUCUCCUUCCUCCUUUUUCCCCUGGCCCUAUCCCAGGAGAUCUACCCCAAUAUCCCCGAAAGAGACACCUGCGUUGCCAGAUGCAACAUGGGCGACUUCUGCUGCGUUGCACAAUGCCACGACCUUCUCUGCGGUAACAUCCACAACACCAACGACGCCAUCCGCUGCAUGACCGGCUGUCCAGUUGGAGUCGGCACACCAGAGCAAGUCAUCACUCUAUCUAGGUGUCGCGAGGACUGUAUCAUGAACAAUUACUCCUCAUCCUCAACCUCAACCUCAACAUGGACGUCGGCGUCGUCGACUAGCACUGCUAGUUCUACUUCCUCUUCCACAUAUUCCGCGACGAGUACCUACAGUUCCAGUUCCAGUACUAGCACCAGUACCAGCACGUCCACCGGCGCAGCUAGCACCACGUCCUCCUCGUCUGCCAGUGGUAUGUGUAUGUUCUUGCUUUUUGUGGCCGGCAUGUUAUUCUGA
Molecule: messenger RNA, 498 nt
Organism: Aspergillus chevalieri
Lineage: Eukaryota; Fungi; Ascomycota; Eurotiomycetes; Eurotiales; Aspergillaceae
Exons: 2
Coding region: 1-498 (165 amino acids)
Source: RefSeq, a predicted model, not a curated record